GCCCUACUAAAACAAGAGAGAAAUGGCAGGACAGGUGAAUCCAGACUUGGCGAAGGAGAGACAAAAUGCCAGUUUUAACACCCAGGAACUCACCAACCUUCUUUAUGGCGGGGCAGAAAAAGUGAGAAGAAGGCGGUACAUCGAAUCCCUAGCCAUCAGCGACCCAGCAUACAGUAGUGAUGAUCCCACCUUCAUGUCCAGGGAAGAGCUGUACAGCAGCGGUCUGAAACGUUGCAUCACCAUGUUACAACGUGUCAAGGAACUCAACAUUGCAGAGGAGGAUCUAGACACAUACAGAAAGUAA
Branchiostoma floridae (Florida lancelet) is the source of this 304-nucleotide messenger RNA. RefSeq names its product peroxisomal acyl-coenzyme A oxidase 1-like. The transcript is spliced from 2 exons. The coding region runs from base 23 to 304 and encodes 93 amino acids. Lineage: Eukaryota; Metazoa; Chordata; Leptocardii; Amphioxiformes; Branchiostomatidae. The record is from RefSeq and is a predicted model, not a curated record. Gene Ontology annotation, cellular component: peroxisome. Gene Ontology annotation, biological process: fatty acid beta-oxidation using acyl-CoA oxidase; very long-chain fatty acid metabolic process; lipid homeostasis. Gene Ontology annotation, molecular function: fatty acid binding; FAD binding.